Molecule: messenger RNA, 10275 nt
Organism: Girardinichthys multiradiatus
Lineage: Eukaryota; Metazoa; Chordata; Actinopteri; Cyprinodontiformes; Goodeidae
Product: probable G-protein coupled receptor 158
Exons: 13
Coding region: 2249-6085 (1278 amino acids)
Biological process (GO): G protein-coupled receptor signaling pathway
Cellular component (GO): membrane
Molecular function (GO): G protein-coupled receptor activity
Source: RefSeq, a predicted model, not a curated record
ACUAAAGUAGCACUUACAACAUUUUUUGUUUCCUGUUUUGCAUUGCAAUCUAGGACAGGUUCUCAUGUCACAAGAAAGCCGGAAAAAUGGAUUCACAAUAAUUAUAUGGAAUGCAACAGAUAACAACAAAACAACAUCCACUGAAAGCAGUUGUUCCUAGAAGGCAACUUUAAGUAAUUUAAUCCAUCAUCUAUAACCACUUGUCCAGGCAGGGUCGUAGGGGAGCUUGUGCGUAUCUCCAGUUGUCAUUGGGCAAGAGGUAGGGUACUCCCUUGACCUGGCAAUCUGUAUCAAGACUUGAAAAUUGCUGUUUGCAGUGGUUCAGCAUCUAAUUUCACUGAGCCUGAGCUAUUUUACAAAGUGAAAGAAAAAGUAACUCCAGUCUUAGUUACCAGUCUUACCAGAUUAGAAUUCAACAGAAGCUGUUAGUCCAUUCAACAGUUUGUCGUUUAUUUGUUGUGUACAGUUUCCAGCAGAGAACAGUAAGGCUGAUAUGUUUUAUGAGCUGCUUUAUGAGUGAAUGUAUCGACUCAUUAAAACUCAAGAGCUGUAAAAGGACUUUUGGUUGAGACGUUUCUGUAUUGAAACUGUAUUGAGUUCAAGUUUGUAUCCAGCUUUAACUAGUUUAGUGACAGUGCUAAUGCUGAAGCCAGAUUUGCCAGCUAGAUAAAUGUAUUAACCCCUGAUACACCUGUUGCUAAGGACAGCAAAUCUGACCUAUGGUUGUCAAGAAAUUUUUUUACAUGCCACCUCAUUAGAAAGAAUUUUAAAGGCUUGCUAAUAUUUCAGCAACAUUUUUACAUCUUAAUAUCAAAUCACUUCUUAUAUUUUUAUUUCGCUUUGCAUGGGAGAGAAACCAGGUGAUCAUAAAGUGAUGUAAGAAGUAAUUACAAUUCAACUAAUUUGGUUAAGCAAGUAGACACUGUGAACAUUUAUGUUCUUUUAACAGUAAAUUUCUGUAUUUGCUGCAUUUCUUUACUGUUGAACCAUUCUACAGCAUUUGUCUGUAGACUUCUCUGCAGUAUUUUCAGUAGUUCCUUAGUUUCUGUACUGCUUAAUAUUUGUGAAUCAUGCUACUGUAGGUUCACAUGGCAUUCUAAGCUACUGUAAUUUAUAUUAUAGUGAUAUUAACACAUCUGGAACAAAAAAAACGAAAAUAAAAUGGACUAAUACCCAUGACUGGAAUGUUUUGAGUGGGAUAUUCAUGAUUGUUAUUCUUCAAUUUUUACAAAAGUCAAAAACUGUUUCUUCUGAAAUAAUGAUAAAAGUUGCACAAAAGAACUAUAACAUGAAUUUUAGUAAUUAUUUGAAGCUCUUUAACACGUCUAUAAAUUACUGUUGUUUUAUUUUGUAAUAAAAUCAUCUUACUGUUAUUAGUUGUACAGUUCUGAUACCCCACUGUUACAUUAAUUUUGCUUAUAAUUAAAGAGAUACUGGAUUUUGUCAGUUGCUGUUAUUUUGUCACAACUGUUUUAUUGAUUACAUUUUAUCAGUUUGUUUUAUGCAAUAGCUUUUCCACACAUAGCUGUGUUGUUAUUUAUAGUACAUUUUCUAGAUUUCUUCGCAGUUGCUUGGAUUGCAUCCCAAUAAGCUUCAUUCCGUUUGUAAGUUAUUUCUUGUUUCCAGUUUGCACCUCCUUCCUGGUCCCUCAAAUCUCCUCUUCUCCACCAACAUCUCUCCUCCUGUUUUCUUCCCACAGGCAGCAGGCUACUUUCAGCACCGGACAGCUCCCGUUGUUCCCACGCCCCGCCCACCCCCUGCAGACUGACACUGAGAAACAACCACACACAGACACGCAAGCACACGCCGUGGGCGACCCUUCAGAUCGCGUGUUGGGGUUUUAUUUGGAGGGACUGAAGUUCAAGAACAUUUCGCUCCGAUCUUCGUCGUCCUGCUCCUCUUCCACUGUUUUCUUUUUGUUCAGAGUAGCAGCAGUGAGAGGAGGUACAUCUCCAGGCUCUGAUUGAGUUGCGACCAGGCGAGAAGUAUUUGUAGAUUUAACGGAGCUCCGAGGGUUUCGUGUAUUUUUGGACAGCCGCUGUGUGAAAGUCCGCUUUCCCCGAAGCUCCGACCAAAAGUGGGGGGAUUCCUGUCGCUCUUGACGACGUCAUGGAUGUAAAAUUCAGGACCUGCUGCGGCGUGUGUCUGACAUAGUAUUCCUAAUCGUAGCACCGAGCGAGAGGCUUUGGCGAUGAGCGCAGUUUGCCAGGUGCCGGCGGUGUCCCCUCUGUGCCUGUGAGGAACAACCAUGGCUCUGAUCCUCCUCCCGCUGCUUCUGCAAACAGCGCUCGUUUUGGGAUCAAACUACGGAUACGUGGAGUGGUCGGAUAAUGACAGAGACGAGAAGUACCCGCCAGUGUUCAGCACGCAGAGCAACAACAAGGAGCCGCCCCACCAACCCACUUUGUACCCGCUACAGCCGACAGAGCGCACGGUGGUGGCGCACAAAAUAGAGGAAGACCUCCCCAGGGUGGUGACGGCUUUCCUGCACACCGGGGACUCCUCCGCGCUGAGGCAGGUCAACUGCUCCCGGAGGUACGAGCUGAGCAGCCUGCGGGGCGGCCUCCAUGUCGCCUCCCACUACUCGCUACAUAGCGUCCUGGACACCGUGGCGCACGCCACCAACUUCCUCAACAUGAUCCUGCAAACGAACAGGUCCCGCGAGCGAACCGUUCAUAGGGACAUGCACUGGUACCACGCGUUGGUUCAGAGCAUCCUGGAAGGAGACCCAAAAAUCCACAGGGCGAUGGUGACCCUGCACACCGACGCCACGUCUCCCGGUCCCCAUGUUUUUCUCCAGGCGACCAGAACCGAAAAUGAGGUGAGGUUGCAGGACCUCUCAGGGUCCGCGCACCGUCAACUGACGAACAGAAGUCCGGAGUCUGACUGGUUCCACGACUUUAGGGACGGGAGAAGACCACAGGCCCACAGAAGCGUCCCCGAGAGCUCGGGCUCCAACAGUGGGAGUUACCUUCUGAACAAGAACCAGAUCAAAUGGUCCGCCCCGUACCUGGAGUGUGAACAUGGGACUUUCGUGCCAUAUUGGCUGCUCACCUUGUCUGCUGGUUUUUAUGGUCUGAAGAGCAACUCUGCACCAGAAUUCAGGGGGGUGAUUCGUGUGGAUGUGAACCUGCAGGGUGUGGAUAUUGACCAGUGCUCCAACAGUGGCUGGUUUGGUGGGACUCAUCGCUGUAAUCUCACCAGUAUGGAGUGCACUCCCAUCGGCGGCCACGGAUUUGUGCUGGACAAAUACAAGUGCCACUGCAGGAAAGGAUUUUACCAUUCGAGCCGAGUGGCGCUCAAUGGCUUUAAAAACAGGGAGCAGAGCUCUUACAGAGAUGAGACCUCUGACAUGUCCAACAAGUGCCUGCCGUGCAGGGAGGGCUGCCCAUACUGCCAGGACGACACGCCCUGCCUGGUGCAGGAGGAUGGGGGUCUGCGGCUUACUGUGGCCUCCUUCCAGGGUCUGUGCAUGAUGCUGGACCUGGGGAGCAUGCUUGUGAUUUACCACUCCAGGAGAAACAAGAGCAUCCGUACAUCUGGUCUCAUUCUGCUGGAGGCCAUCUUGUUUGGGGCGUUACUGCUGUACUUUCCAGUGAUGAUCCUGUACUUCAAUCCUAGUGUGUUUCGAUGCAUUCUCCUGAGGUGGGUUCGCCUCCUGGGAUUUGCCAUCAUGUACGGCACCAUCAUCCUCAAGCUGUACAGGGUGCUAAAGGUGUUCCUGUCCCGCACGGCCCAGAGGACGCCAUACAUGACCAGCUGGCGUGUCCUACGGCUGCUGGCGGUGAUUGUCCUUAUUGUGCUGUGGUUCCUGGUGGCUUGGACCUCUGCUGUGUGCCAGAGCCCAGAGCUGAGUCGGAGUCUUAUAGUCGUAGGCUUCACCCCUGAGGGACUGCAGUUCAGUAUGUGCCUGUUGGACCGAUGGGACUACAUGAUGGCAGUGGCUGAGUUCCUGUUCCUGCUGUGGGGAGUGUACUUGUGCUAUGCCGUCCGCACCAUCCCCUCUGCUUUCCACGAGCCACGUUACAUUGCUGUGGCGAUCUACAAUGAGCUCCUUAUAUCGGCCAUCUUCCACAUCAUCAGGUUCUCUGUGGCUCCUGGGCUGCACCCCGACUGGAUGCUCAUGUUGUUCUUUGCUCACAUUCAUUUGACUGUGACUGUAACCUUGGGGCUGCUGCUCAUUCCAAAGUUCCUGACAAAAGGUACUCAGGCCCGAGACGAUAUUGCCACUGAGGCCUACGAAGAGGAGCUGGACAUGGGAAGAUCUGGGUCAUACCUCAACAGUAGCAUCACGUCUGCUUGGAGCGAGCAUAGCUUGGACCCAGAGGAUAUACGGGAAGAGCUGAAGAAGCUGUAUGCCCAGCUGGAGGUCCACAAAAGGAAGAAGAUGCUCGCCAACAACCCUCACCUUCAAAAGAAGCGCAACUCAAAGAAAGGGCUGGGUCGUACUCUAAUAAAAAGGAUAACGGAGAUCCCAGAGACCAUGCACCUACAUCGCCAGUACAGCCGAGAUGAAGGCAGUGAGCAUGGCAGCAACCGUGGCACAAUGAGGAGAAACCAGCUAGAGGCGAGCUAUCAAGGAAAACCUCGAGAUGACUCCCUGAAGAACAAGGUGACAGGACUGACAAAGUCACUCAGCUUUGACCAUGUUUGUGAGCAGGAUGCAGAAACUGUGAGCCAAACUGGCUCGGUUCCAGGAGACAAAAUUACUCCUGUGGGAAGCGGAGGAGAGGGAUCUCUCCUAGGUUCCCUCAUUGGUCGCAGAGCAACCAAGAAGCAGCUGGAACCCGUCGGGACUUUGCCGAGGCUGGAGCCGGCCGAAUCCACCGAGUCUGUUCCGCUCUUCUGGAAGUCGGCCAGCGCUCACAACCUCACUCACGAGAAAAAACCCAUCCACCUGCGGACUUCUAUUAUGCAGAAGUCUCUGAGCGUGAUUACAAGUGCUAAGGAAAAGAUGCCGGGACUUUCCAACAAGACUCAAAGUGUGGAAGAUGCCAGUAAGAAGGGUCAGAAGGGACUGGAAGAGAGAACUCUAUCAGAGGUGGAUGAGACGCCUGAACAUUUCCCAAAAAUGAUCAUUAGCCAAUCAGUGGAGUACUCCAAGACUCCCAUGAAGAUGGGAAUAAUGAAACAACAGGUGAGUGGCAGCCAGCCAUCCAUUUGCUCUGAGACAGGAAGGAGCCUGUAUGACGUAUCUGAGGCUUGUCCCUGGGAGCUGGAUGAAGCUCAGACACCUUCUGAGGCAAAGACCCAGAAGCAUGUGUCUAUUGCUCCUGUAGAACCCGCCGCAGGCCGGAGAGGCAGCAGCAGUUCAGGAACCGCAAAAGUUAGUCGGUCUCAGCAGAGGCAGAAACAUGGGCAGUCUCCAUCCAACAAACGGCGCUCCAAGGAAAAAGGAGGAGAAAGGGAGGAAGGAAGGGAGGUGAGGAAAUUUCGGCCACCCAAAUCACCUCUCCCUCUCAAGCUGGACGUAUGCCCCUGGGAGUUCGAUGAGCAACCUGUGGUGGGAGGAGAUUCUUACUCCAUCUCCACUGACAUGAUCAGGAGGAAGAAAAGUGUCACACCAACUGAUGGGAAACCUAAAGGGCUCCACUCGGACCACUCCAAGUCCACAGGGAGCCUCUUACAGCCCCCAACUCUGAUGGUGGAAAUCUGCCCGUGGGAUUACGGAGGCCCACUUUCUCCCAAGCAGGAGAAGACCUGCAGCAGUCCCACUACACACAAGAAACGAAAGAGCUCCUCCUCAUCCAACCACAAAUCUGAGAAGGAUCAAGCAAGGGAGAAAAGCAGGGAGAGGCGGGGCUCGUCCAGCAAGCCACCAUCAGAAAGGAGACGGGUCAGCCAGUCAUCAGAAGGUGGGGUGCCGGUAUCAGAGCGGCGGAGAAGCUCGACCAGAGACGCAGAGGUUUUCUCCCGUGACACAGAGUCCUUCCAAACACACCUCGCUCAGACUAAAAAAUCCCCUGAAAAAAAGAAAGAGAAAUCUUUGCGCAGUAGUUACAAAUCUGCAGUUCUAAGCAGCACAAAAAUGGUUGAUGUUUGCCCCUGGGACUUUCCAGAUAAAGAUUCAGGCGAGAGGGCAUGAUGACUGCUGGAAUGAUUUCAUCUUUUUGUACUCCCUGACUAAGAGCUCAGAGAACAAAGAGAAGCUGAAAAUAUACCAGUGAAUUUGGUAAAAGGUUUUUUCUUCAUGUCAUCUUAGUAAAAAGGGUUUUGUAAGCCCUUUUUUUCUGCUGUCCAGACAGACCUAUUUAAACAGCUCUGAAUGCAACCUUGUCACUUUAAAAUUACAUUUGUUUUAUCUACCCACCUGCUUCCACAUCUGUUAGAGUUUGUAUGUUUUAUUACCUUUAACACAUCUUAAAGAUUUGUAAAAGAUUCAUGCCUACACUAGCAAGCCAAGCAGACAAUCAUCCAUCUGUAAAACCCAGCGUGUUCCCAGCCUGAGCUUCCCUCAUGCUGGAAACACAGGCGUGGAACAAAAAGAAAAAACUUCAGGAGAAUAGAAAAUAUGGGCUCAGAGGCUCUGCGACACAGAAGUAAAGCAGCAGACACAGCUACAAUUCCUUUUCUUUGGGCCAAAUGCAUAAUUAAUGGUAUGAAAACUGUCUGUUGGAUCAACCAAUCGUGGGAAAAACAAAGGUUUGCAGCACAGCUAAAUGAGGAAAACUAUGUUUAAUAAAGGUUCUCCAUUUAGAGUGCCUUGCAAAAGUAGUCAUUUUCCUAAAACCUUUCACAUUUUUUCACAUUACAACCACAAACUGGUGCAUUUGUAUUAAGCCCUGUGCCACCAUUUGCCUUCAGAAGUCAACUUAUUCUGGAGGCUCUAGGCUAGAGUUGGCAUGUGUGUAAUUUAAUCUCUGUGUAGUUUAAAUACAGCUGUUCUGUGAAGGCUUCAGAGUUUUUCUUUCAUUCAAUUCAGUUAAUUUAUACAACAAAAUUUGACUCAAGGCACUUUACACAAGACAAACAGAUCCAGUUUAUAUUCAGAAAUAUACAUCCAAAUCAGUUCAAUCAUAUGGACAGACUCAAAGUCGAUUACUUUAUACCGUUCGAUCCUAGUUAUAAAACUCUGCUGUCAAAUUAAGUUAACUAUUCCAAUUAGUAAACGUUUUCUAUUUAGGAAAACCUACGUAUCUGACCUUGCAGCAAUCCCUCAUACUGAGCAAGCACGUGGGUACAGUGGAAAGGAAAACUCCUCUUUAAAAGGAAGAAACCUAUAGCAGAACCUGGUUCUUAUUGGGGGUUUGAGAAGACAGAGCAGACACACAGAAGCCCUGGUUCAGAAAUGCUUUCUAUGUUACAGUAAAGAGUUAGUGGCGGCAGUAGCUCCUGUAGUGGCUUUAAACUCAGCCAUACAUAUAAGCUAUGAACCUGUAGUACAAAGUAUGGGCAAAAGAACAGUACAUAUAGGGCCUGAUCUUCAAAAGAUUUGCGAGCACAAAACCGCACGCAAACCUCUUUGCAUCAGCAAAGUUGAUCUACAAACGAGGUGGUAAUUGGAUUGUGUGUGCAAAAUCAGAGGAACUGUGGGUGCAAACUUUUUUGCGUGUCUGCCUUCAUGAAUAUGCAAAACAUAUGAUAAUGAUCCAAAUGCAAAAUUCUUGGGAGGAGGAUACGCAAAUAUCAUCCCUUACCACUCGCAAUGCGAUUUUCAAAGCCCGAAACGGUUUGCGGGUGCAAAUUUUGCAGGUGCUAACUGGGACGCAAAAAUGUCUGCUGUCACUCUGGCCAGAAGGCGGCAUAGAUAGAAUGACAGAUGACGGGGAGAGAGAAUCUUCUGUACGUGUGCCAACAGAUUUGGGUUGUCAAGAAUAAAAAUAUAAAAAAUAGAUGAUAAUAGAGGAUUUUAUGUAGGAUUAUCGGAGCACUGAUUUGGAGCCAAUCACAAACAGAAGCCAUGAUAUUACUCCUUUGGUAAAACACUUCAUUCAACAUCAUUACAGUGUAACAUCGCUGUUAGUGAUCAUCUGCUGAACAAACCUGAUCAUGGCAGAAUGUGCACAUAAAUGAUCAAGCGCGCACAGCCUGUAAUCGCACAUCAUGCAAGAGACCCACUGUGCUCUGAUGUUGAUAAUAUAAUUAUAAAGACAUUAUAAGGCAGAUUAAAUCCUUCAUUUACAAACUGGAUGCUAAAAUCACCAUUUUAAGGCAGCUUUUGCAUGUGGUGAUAAAGACAGUGUAUGCUUUAACCAUGUCACUACGGACAGUAACGUUAUAUCAUUGGAGGGUAAUCAGAGCUGGAUCCGUUUGAUUACGUUGUUUAAAUGUGAACAUAUGCCAGAGGAGGGUUUUGUUUAUGCAGAUAAAUAUUAUUUUGUGUCACCAAAAAACAAUUUAAACAAUCAAACACAUUGUAUAUUGUUAAAAUAUUGGCAAAACAAACAAAACGAAUUCAGUAAAAUCAUUGGAAAAUCAUUUAUUUUUACGUACAUAAAUGUUUGAGUUAACUUGUUUGCAGGACAGUUAAGAAACGCUAUGUUUAAAAUUAGCAAAGCUGCAACAUACAGAUUGCCAACUCCUACAAAAAUCUAUUUUUAUGUUGCUAAUAUUACGUUCAGGCUUAAAUAUUGUGACUGUUUAUGAUAAACUACGAACUCUUCAAACAUAUGCUUUCAAAAAAACAACUUAACCCGGUGAGUCUCCGAAAAGAAUGAAAAGAUCCAGGGAGACAAAGGAAUUAACAGACAUAUUUAUCUUUUAUAUUGUUAAUAUUGAUUGGCCUAUUUGUUGUGAGUUAUGUCAAGCAAGAUAAGAGAAAUAAUCUCAUCAGAGCAGAGAACAAACCUGCAGUGAGUUGAACAACAAAAUUUAAUUAACUGUAACAGUCCAGAAAAGUAAGAGCCGAACGGAAUGGGAGGAAAAAAUCAUUUAUAAUGAUGCAGCGUAACAAUCCCUGCAUAUUUCUAGCAACACAGCAGAGGAUCUGUUAGCUUUUCCUCUUGUUCCGGCCAGUAGCACACGCAAUAUUUUCAUUUAAAUAGGGCGGUCUGGACUUGUUUUGCACCUGUUAUCCAUCUUUGAAAAUUGCACGCAACACGCCCACUUAUUGUACGUGCAACCCGCUAUUUGGGAUCUUUGAAGAUCAGGCCCAUAGUUAGUGGCUUGUCAGUAUUUAAAACCAUUCAUUUUCCUUCCGCUUCACAAAUAUGUACUACACUGUGUUGAACUGUCAAGCAAAAUCCUGAUAAAACAUAACAAAGUUCAUGGUUGUAAUAUGACAAAAUGUAAAAAUGCGCAAAGGGUAGGAAUACAUUUACAGAGCUCUAUGUACUUUUUUUUUCUUUUACAAAGCCAUUGCAUGUGGUAAAACUAUCCAGCAUCAAAUAACUAAAUGUUUACUGGUGAACAUGUUUUCAAAUAUGACAGUGGGAGUUUAGAUGUUGUUACGUCUGGUAUUUGUUCACUUACAAAGCAUACGCUGCUUUUGAAAUGGUGUGCAUUGCUGUCAGAGUUGUCAACUGCAUUUCAUAUGGCAUGCUGUUUACAGGUGAGCAGUACUGAGGUUGAUAUUUAUUUGCUGUUUACUCUCCUGGCCUGGGUGUCAUAUUUUUAUAUGUAUAAAGAGAAAUUUUCAUCGUAGGCUGUAGUUUUCUACACAUGCAGUGGAAUAACAAGGACCAAAGCUGAAUCUGCCUAUCGUGGAUGUUGUGAAUAAUGUAUUUUGUCCCCUCCCUAGCCCAUUUUGUCUGCUUGGAUGCGCCUCCCCUCAAACCAUUGCACAUAUUCAGUUGCUAAAAUCCCUUUGCAUGACAAUUUUGUUUCUUUCUCUCUAACGGAGUUUGAGUAAUUAAUCAUUUUGGCAUCAUAUCCAACAUAAACAACAACAGUCAGCCUGUCUGUCCUGUGAUCAGCCACCCACCACUGACAGCUCAUGCCACUGUGUCAAACACAGCACUUAGCUCAGCUUCAGGAUGGUUGUGUGUGCAUGAAGACCCCAUAAAUUCACUGUAAGCAUAAAAUAAUCAUUACAUAUUUUAUAAAAUACUUAAAGGAUAUUUUUAAGCACAUUCAUUUACAUUUUAGAUGUUUUUGUCAUGCACUUGAUGUGUUACAUAAAAGGCGAUAUAAGAUGCCUUUUUUGUAAUGGAAUGCCCUCAUUUGCCCACUACACAUUGUUUAAUGCUUGUUAUGCAGUAUAUUGUGGCUCCAACAGCUUACAAAUGGGUGUACUAUCCACAUGGGAUUAUUUAUACAAUGUAUUCUUAUUGUGUUGCAUGUACAUAAAGUAAAUAAUGUUCUCUAUUCUGCAUUAAAGAUUUCUACAAAAGCCAA